Molecule: messenger RNA, 1860 nt
Organism: Spea bombifrons (plains spadefoot toad)
Lineage: Eukaryota; Metazoa; Chordata; Amphibia; Anura; Pelobatidae
Gene: TFAP4
Product: transcription factor AP-4
Exons: 7
Coding region: 172-1173 (333 amino acids)
Biological process (GO): regulation of transcription by RNA polymerase II
Cellular component (GO): nucleus
Molecular function (GO): DNA-binding transcription factor activity, RNA polymerase II-specific; RNA polymerase II cis-regulatory region sequence-specific DNA binding; protein dimerization activity
Source: RefSeq, a predicted model, not a curated record
CCUGAUCAUCUGGGACAUCCUACACACUACACCAUUGAUCCGCACACUGGCCCCCUAAAUCUAUAGGGGUGAUCGGGGGGUCCCACUUACCAGGAAGAGGGGGAGACACUGCGGGAGAGGAGGGGUGCACGUUAUUUGGGGGGGUGGAGGUUGAUCCUCCCGCUGAUUGCUAUGGAGUAUUUCAUGAUGCCCGCGCAGAAAGUAUCUUCCCUGCAACACUUCAGGAAGACGGAGAAAGAAGUGAUCGGGGGGCUGUGCAGCCUGGCCAACAUCCCCUUAACCCCAGAGACGCAGCGGGAUCAGGAGCGCCGGAUCCGCCGGGAAAUCGCAAACAGCAACGAGCGACGCCGGAUGCAGAGUAUCAACGCCGGCUUCCAGUCUCUGAAAACCCUUAUACCUCACACCGAUGGGGAGAAAUUAAGCAAGGCGGCGAUACUACAGCAGACAGCAGAGUAUAUAUUCUCCUUGGAGCAGGAGAAGACCAGAUUAUUGCAACAGAACACUCAGCUGAAAAGGUUUAUCCAGGAUUACAACGGCUCUUCCCCCAAACGGCGGCGGGCAGAGGACAAGGAUGAAGGCAUCGGCUCGCCGGAUAUCUGGGAGGAAGAAAAGGCGGAGGAUCUGCGGAGAGAGAUGAUCGAACUGCGGCAGCAGCUGGACAAGGAGCGAUCUGUGAGGAUGAUGCUGGAGGAGCAGGUCCGGGCGCUGGAGGCUCACUUGUACCCCGAGAAGCUGAAGGCGAUAGCGCAGCAAAUUCAGCAGGAGGAUGAGAGCGGGCCGACCCCGACGGAGCAGCACGAGGCGCAGGAGAGCGGGGAGCAGCGCCUUCACUCCCAGCUCCUGCCACCGCAUCUGCCCCUGGCACCCACUCACCACCCUACCGUCAUUGUUCCUGCCCCACCGCCCUCUUCUCAUCACGUCAAUGUUGUGACUUUGGGGCAUUCGUCUGUAAUCAGCUCGGUGUCCACAUCUCGGCAAAACCUAGACACCAUUGUUCAGGCCAUACAACACAUUGAGGGCACGAGAGAGAAGCAGCUGCAGGAAGAGGAGCAGCGGAGGGCCGUUAUCGUGAACGCACCGCGUCCCUGCGGAGACUCCGACACCGCGUCAGACACAGAAUGCGACGACAGCGACGCGGAGCAAAGCAAGGACGACGCGAUGGGGGAACCCUGACACCCGACGCCCUACCCGUACUGGGGGGGUGGGUGCAAGAAAGACACUGGGGGAACUGGAGGCGGGGAGGGUUCCAGAGGUAUAUCGUGGGUCUGCCUCCCGUCUUCAGCCUCCUUCCCAUAUCCGUAGGGUGUUUAACAAGGGCAGUUUUAUGCUGACUUCAAAGAUACUGUAACACAUAGAGGAUGAAAGGGUUAAAAGCACUAAGCAAAUGUCUGGUCCAUUAAGACAGAACCUGCAAGGGAUUCUGGGAGGAGUGUCUGUUUUCAGGUGCUUGAGAAUCGCCUUCUAAAGAGAUUACAGCAGCAGUCCCUCUUCAGCCGUCUUGUUUGGGGGGGAUGGGGGGUCGGAUAAAAAUUUUUUUUUUUCUCUUCUCAACAAAAAUCGGAUUAGGGCCUGCACUUGUCUUAAAAGUUUUGUUAUAAAAAGUAUAAUAUUUCAAUGCUUUUUGUCUGGUAGAGACUAUAUAUGUAUGUAUAUAUAUAAAACGAUGCGUUCCAUUUAUACACACUUUGUAUUUCUAUAUUUUUAUAGAGUUGGCGUGUGUAUGAAUUUUAUUAAAAAAAAAAAAAAAAGGGCCAAAUCCUAUAUUGGCUAAUUAUUGGAAUGUCUGGCCUUUUUUUUUUGCUAGAAAUGGCUGGAUCCCUCUGAUCAAAGCUGUUUAAAAAUAAAUAAAAAAUAUGAAUU